AUGGCUGUCCCUAAUUCCCAGAACUCGUUCCUGGGCGAUAUCCAAGAGACGCUUCGCCACUAUGAUACGCAGCUGAAGGACAUCAACCAGAAAAUUUGGUCGAAUCCGGAGCUUGCCUUCAAGGAGUAUUUGGCACAUGACUUUAUUUGUGAGCUCUUUGACGGGCUUGCAAGCAGCGGAUACCAAGUCCAACGUAAAGCAUUUGGCGUGGAUACUGCGCUGGAGGUCAAUUACUCUUAUGGUACCGGUGGACGCACGGUCGCGUUCAACGCGGAAUACGAUGCUCUCCCUGGUAUUGGCCAUGCCUGUGGCCAUAAUCUGAUUGCGACCACCUCUAUCGCUGCAUUCAUCGCCACUUGUGAAACCAUGAAGGCUCACGCUCAAUCCUCCGGUGUCUCUGGGUUUACCGUCAGACUCCUGGGUACUCCGGCCGAAGAGUCUGGGGGUGGCAAGGUGAAAUUGAUCGAUGCGGGAGCCUACGAGGGUGUGGAUGCCUGCCUCAUGAUACACCCAGUCCCAAUAUUCCCAGAGCUCUCAGAAAUACUGACAAUCGCCGCUGUUGCUGAGGGUGGAUACCUUGCCAACCACAAGGUCAAGGCCACCUUCAUCGGGAAGCCCGCUCAUGCUGCAGCAGCACCAUGGGAAGGGAUCAAUGCACUCGAUGCAGUGGUGUCAGCCUAUGUCAAUAUUUCUCUCCUUCGUCAGCAAAUUCUGCCGAGUCAGAAGGUCCACGGGAUCAUCGUGAAUGGGGGCGAUCGACCAAACAUCAUUCCUAUGUCUGCCACUAUCGAUUAUUACAUCCGUUCUCCCACUAGGAAAUCCUUGAAGGUCCUGACAGAUAAAGUGAUCAACUGUUUUGAGGCUGCCGCAACUGCUACCGGCUGCAAGCUUGAGCUUGAAUGGGGCGUCUCAUACGAUGAUAUGAAGAGCAAUAACCCGCUCUGUGAAAGAUAUCUCUCGGCAAUCAGGAACAUGGGUCAUCGUGCCUUGUUCGAUAAUUCCCAACAGAAGCGUAGCUUAUUUUCCGGAGGUUCCACCGAUAUGGGUACGUUUGACUCCUUUGAUGAUCUACGAAAAUUCGUCUCACAACUCUUAGGUAAUGUCUCUUAUGUCGUACCGGGCUUCCACGGACUCUUCUGCAUCCCAGUUGAUGGUGUCAACCACACUCCCGAGUUUACUCAGGGGGCAGGAUCCCAGGAGGGCUUUGAACGAGGCAUUGCGUGCGCAGCUGGAAUGGCAGAGGUCGCCUGUCAGGUGUUGGUCGAUGAUAAAUUUGCCGAGGCAGUAAAAAAGGAUUUCCAGAGUGAAUGA
Messenger RNA from Penicillium paradoxum, 1311 nucleotides. Its product is annotated as M20 family metallopeptidase. The coding region runs from base 1 to 1311 and encodes 436 amino acids. The record is from RefSeq and is a predicted model, not a curated record. Lineage: Eukaryota; Fungi; Ascomycota; Eurotiomycetes; Eurotiales; Aspergillaceae. Gene Ontology annotation, molecular function: dipeptidase activity. The transcript has 3 exons.